Molecule: messenger RNA, 3973 nt
Organism: Musa acuminata AAA Group (dessert banana)
Lineage: Eukaryota; Viridiplantae; Streptophyta; Magnoliopsida; Zingiberales; Musaceae
Product: phospholipid-transporting ATPase 1-like
Exons: 7
Coding region: 161-3742 (1193 amino acids)
Biological process (GO): phospholipid translocation
Cellular component (GO): plasma membrane
Molecular function (GO): ATP binding; magnesium ion binding; ATP hydrolysis activity
Source: RefSeq, a predicted model, not a curated record
CCUCCCUCUCCCCCUCCCCCUUCUCCCUCCUUCCGGAGGUGAUCGACAAAUCAUACUCGCCCAAAAUGGUAGCCAUGGCUUCAAUUCCCCUCUGAGAAAAAAAGGAGAAGAGAGGAGAGGAGAGGAGAGGAGAGGAGGGAAGAGGAGAAAGAAGGCGACGAUGGCUCGUCAAGGGCCGACCACGUUGGAAGACGAGGAGUCAUGCCCUCCUCCCCCUCCUCCUCCCUCUUCCCACCUCCCCAAGCCCAUCUCCGAGCCCCCGCUCCGCCUGGACUCCUUCCCUCCCCCCGCCUCCUCCCGGUCACAGUCCUCCCUCGAGAACACCGUCCCCUUCCCCCUCCCCCCGCGGAUCCGCCACGGAUCAUGCGCCGAGUCGGAGCGUUUCGCGACCUCGCAGCGGGAGCUCACGGAUGCCGACUCCCGGAUGGUCCUCGUGGGCGACCCCGACCGCACCGACCCUCGCCUGGAGCUCUCCGGCAACGCGAUCCGCACCGCCAAGUAUUCCCCCCUUACCUUCCUCCCCCGCAACCUCUUCGAGCAGUUCCACCGCCUCGCCUACGUAUACUUCCUCGUUAUCGCCGUCCUCAACCAGCUGCCCCAGCUCGCCGUCUUCGGCCGUGGCGCCUCCGUCCUCCCCCUCGCCUUCGUCCUCCUCGUCACCGCCGUCAAGGACGCCUACGAGGACUGGCGCCGCCACCGCGCCGACCGCAUCGAGAACAACCGCGCCGCCUCCGUCCUCGACCUCCCAACUGGCCGGUUCCGGCCCAAGCGGUGGAAGGACGUCCGCGUGGGCGAGGUCCUCAAGGUGCUUGCCGACGAUACAAUCCCCUGCGACAUGGUCCUACUUGCCACCGGCGACCCCACCGGCGUCGCCUACGUGCAGACCAUCAACCUCGACGGCGAGUCCAACCUCAAGACCCGCUACGCCAAGCAGGAGACCAUGUCCCGCGCCCCCGACGCCCACCCGUUCGUCGCAGCCAACUUCAUCCGCUGCGAGCGGCCCAACCGCAACAUCUACGGUUUCCUCGGCAACAUGGAGGUCGACGGGAAACGGGUCUCGCUCGGUCCUUCCAACAUCAUCCUCCGUGGCUGCGAGCUCAAGAACACCGCAUGGGCCAUCGGCGUCGUGGUGUACGCCGGGUGCGACACCAAGGUCAUGCUCAAUAGUUCCGGUGCGCCCUCGAAGCGGAGCCGCUUGGAGACCCACAUGAACAGGGAAACGCUGCUGCUCUCCGCGCUUCUGAUCGUGCUGUGUUCCGUGGUGUCCGUUUGUAAUGGGCUUUGGUUGGGAGACCACAGGGGUGAUUUGGAGCUCUCGCAAUUCUUUCGGAAGAAGGAUUACUCUGACGGUGACGAGAAGAACUACAACUACUACGGGAUCGGGAUGCAGGUGUUCUUUACUUUCCUUAUGUCAGUGAUCGUGUUCCAGAUUAUGAUUCCCAUUUCGCUCUAUAUCUCGAUGGAGAUGGUCAGGCUUGGGCAGGCCUAUUUCAUGAGUGGGGAUACCAAUUUAUAUGAUGAGAGCUCGAACUCGAGGUUUCAGUGCCGGGCUCUGAAUAUAAACGAGGACCUUGGGCAGAUAAAGUAUGUGUUUUCGGACAAGACAGGGACUUUAACAGAGAACAAGAUGGAGUUUCUGUGUGCAAGCAUUGGAGGGAUAGAUUAUAGUGGUGGCAUUGCUCCUCCGCAGGGCAAUGACAAAGUUCAUCCUGUCUUAGACGUUGAUGACCAGUGUUGGAAGCCAAAAAUGUUGGUUAAAACAGACCCCGAGCUAGUCGAUCUACUGAGAAGUAAAGGUGACACCGAGCAAGGAAAACGAGCUCAUGAAUUCUUUCUGGCUUUGGCAUGCUGCAAUACUAUUGUUCCUCUGGUUGUGGAGACUUCCGAUCCUAAACAGAUGCUCAUAGAUUAUCAGGGUGAGUCUCCUGAUGAGCAGGCGCUUGUUUAUGCAGCUGCUUCCUAUGGUUUUUUGCUUAUUGAGCGCACGUCUGGACACAUAGUCAUUGAUGUACUUGGGCAUAGACAAAGAUUUGAUGUUUUGGGUCUUCAUGAAUUUGAUAGUGACCGGAAGAGGAUGUCAGUUAUAAUUGGUUGUCCUGAUAAGACGGUAAAACUAUUUGUGAAAGGUGCGGACAAUUCAAUGUUGGGGGUCAUACAAAAAGGCAUUGAUUUGGAUAUUAUUUGUGCAACUGAGACAAAUCUUCGGGCCUAUUCAUCUUUGGGCCUGAGGACACUGGUCAUCGGCAUCCGUGAUUUAAGUAUAAAUGAAUUUGAGGAGUGGCAGUCUGCCUAUGAGAAUGCAAGUACAGCUUUGAUCAGCAGGGGAAGGUUUCUACGAGCAGUUGCAUCUCAUGUUGAAAGAGAUCUCCAAAUAUUGGGAGCCUCUGGGAUUGAAGAUAAGCUACAAAAAGGUGUACCGGAAGCCAUAGAAUCCAUGAGGCAAGCUGGCAUCAAGGUUUGGGUUUUGACAGGAGAUAAGCAAGAAACUGCCAUUUCCAUUGGCUUUUCUUGUAAGCUUCUGACGAGUGAAAUGACUCAGAUUGUGAUAAACAGCAAGUCCAGAGAAUCCUGUAAAAAGAGCCUACAAGAUGCAGUUGCCAUGUCCAGCAAACUUGCAGCCCCUGGAAAUGUGUUGACGGGUGCAGGAUCUGCUAGGAGUCUUCUGGCUUUGAUCAUUGAUGGUACCAGCCUCGUCUAUGUUCUGGAGACAGAAUUGGAAGAAGAGCUGUUUAAAGUGGCCACUGUCUGUGAUGUUGUCUUGUGCUGCCGUGUGGCACCAUUGCAAAAGGCUGGAAUAGUUGCUCUUAUCAAGAACCGAACAGAUGAUAUGACCCUUGCAAUCGGAGAUGGUGCAAAUGAUGUCUCAAUGAUCCAAAUGGCUGAUGUUGGGAUUGGCUUAAGCGGCCAGGAGGGAAGGCAAGCUGUUAUGGCCUCAGAUUUUGCCAUGGGACAGUUCAGAUUCCUAGUGCCCCUUUUGUUGGUCCAUGGACAUUGGAAUUACCAGAGGAUGGCCUACAUGAUCCUGUACAACUUCUACAGAAAUUCCGUGUUUGUCUUCGUUCUAUUUUGGUAUGUGCUAUAUACUGCUUACACCUUGACAACUUCGAUAACUGAAUGGAGUAGUGUUUUAUAUUCUGUGGUCUACACCGCUCUGCCAACCAUCAUUGUUGGAGUCCUUGACAAGGAUCUUAGCAGGAAGACACUGAUAAAGUACCCCCAGCUCUAUAUGGCAGGGCAGAGGGACGAAAGAUACAACCUGAAGUUGUUUAUCCUCACUGUCAUGGAUACCGUUUGGCAAAGUGCUGCCAUAUUCUUUAUCCCUUAUGCUGCAUACAGACAUAGUACCAUUGAUGGAUCCUGCCUAGGAGACUUGUGGACACUUGCUGUGGUAAUUCUAGUAAACAUUCACUUAGCUAUGGAUGUGUACCGGUGGAACUGGCUCACACAUGCAUCUAUAUGGGGCUGCAUUGUUGCAACAUUUAUAUGCGUCAUCAUCAUAGAUUCCAUAUGGAUGCUACCGGGUUACUGGGCCAUCUUUCACAUAAUGGGGACUGGAUUAUUUUGGCUGUGCUUACUCGGCAUCAUAGUAGCAGGGAUGGUUCCACGUUUUACAGCCAAGGCACUGACCGAGUAUUUCAUGCCUGGUGAUAUUCAAAUUGCUCGAGAACUAGAGAAGUUUCAAGAUGUAAACGCUGCCACAACAUCAGAAAUUUCAAUGAGUACGUUGUCACAACAACCAUAAUGACAGUUACUGAAAAUUUUGCCUACCCUCUUUUUCCCUUUCUUUUUUUCUUUAUUUUUGUUGUGUAUAUUACUCUAUUCUUUCAGCUGAGAAUCGGACUUUUUUACCGAUAGCUGACUCGUCACCUAUCUGGAGGGACAGUUUAGCAAUCCCUCUGUUGUGUGUAUUUGUUUAAUUAAUACCUUCCUUUUUCAAACUAAACCAAAUAUAGCAUCGUUCUCGAUAAGGUAA